CAAGAUUUGAGUGAGGUCUCUAGGAAAUUAAACCUUCCACAAAGCAGCUGAGGAAAAUCUGCAUGGAGGACUGGAACAUUCUAGGUUUUUAGAACUUGAAAAAAAAUAGCUAAAAUUGGCUAUUUUCAUUCCAACUAAACAUUUCUCAGGUUGUCACAUAUGGAAAUUAAGGUUGCUACCAGCUACCAACAGAAAGAAGCAGGUUAAUGUGAGAUCAAAGUGAAAGAAGACGGUGUCUGUGUUUGUGACUUUUAGAAUCUACCCAUGUAUACCCACAACAUUGCGACUCAAUGCACAUGUUUGAGUGUCAUCAACUCAAAAAGGACGACUGAACAAACAGCCGGUUUAGGGAGAACCUCUCCAGUACCAGGACGCACAGGAAGAGCUGCCCCAGGAGGACUCAUCAGGCACCAGAGAUGUGCCUCAGCAAGUCCCAGGCCUAAAGUUGAGCCACCCACAUCUAGGCCGGGAGGGAGACCGGCUUCGGUGAGACUGACCUCGUCAUUCAGAAGGAAGAGAGAAGCUUGGUGCUGGUCCAAGCAAGCUCAAAAGAAGAAGGAUGAUGUGGAAUCUGUCGAGCUAUCACCUGGAUAUACCCUGACAAGAGGCAAAAACCAUUUUGCUGUCACCCUGGGCGAGGAAUUGUUUGGACUUCCUUCACAAUCCAGUAAGACCAUUACGGAAGACCUAAAGGAGCAGAUUGGCAAGCUGACUGCACUGUUAGAGGAUGAGAAGAGGUCCCAUCAGGAGACACGCAGGAAGCUCACAGAGGAGGCAGAGAGCAGAGUACAGGAGAUCGAACAGAAGCAUGGGGCUGAAAUCAGGCAGCUUCUCCACACCUACAGGUCAGAGGUCAUGGCCAUAGAAGCCCAGCAGAAGAAGCUCCUGGAGGAGGAGAUGGCCUGUGCAGAGGAGCGUUAUGGCAAGCUAGAAAAAGAACAUGAGCUGAUGAAAAGUUCCUUUCGUGCCUACAAGGACAAUUUAUCUGAGGAAAUGGAGUUAAGAUGGAACAAAAAAGAGAUUGACUGGAGGCUUCAAAGUGAGAAGAAGCAACAAAAUGAGCUUCUUAAGCAAAAACAAGAGCUGAUGGGGCAGUUUCAGCAAGAGAAGGAUGAGAUGAGGCAAGCCUUUGAAGGUCAGAUCUCUGCGCUCAGCAGAAGCCACCACAAGGAGACUGAGGAACUACACAAGCAAUACGGAAAGGCGGUAGAGGAGGGAAAAUUACUGGACAAAGCUAGAGAAGAAAUAACGGCCCUGACAUCGGAGGCUGCAGAGAACAAGGCCUUAAUCACCAAGUUGAAUGCGGUUCUUAAACAGACACAGCAGGAACUGCUGAUUCAAAAAGGAAAACUGGCCGAGUUGGAGAAGAGCCUCAACCAAAAGAUUUCGGCUGUGGACAACAGACACAGGAACCGUCUCCACGCGCUAAUGAAUGAGAAUACCGACCUCAGGCGCAGAUUUUUCUCCAAAUGUGAAGAGCUGUAUGAGGAGAGGGCGAAGACUGAAAAAGAGGACACAGCAAGGUUGCGGAGGGUGAAGGAGAAACUCCUGUCUGCUAUACAGCAGCGAGAAAGUCAGGCCUCACAAAACAGACAGACUGCUGGUCCCCGGCCUACAACAGCACCUCACACUGGACAAUAACAUUCCAGUUACUCACAUAUUACUACACUACAUACAUGUUUCUAAAGACUCAAUCUCAACAAUCACAAUACCAACCGACUAGAUAUUGUAUUAGAAAAAAUUUUUGGUAUAGUGCUGUGUUUAGUUUUUUAAUGCAAUUGAAUCAAUCCAAUUCCAACUUAUAUUUAAAUUUGAUUUGCAAGAUGCUUUAUUUUAUGAAGCAUUUUAAAUUUGAUCUAAAUCCAAACAGCUGUGUUUGUAGCAGCUCCUUCCUCAAUGCUUCUAAAAGAUGGACUUUACACAUUGACCUUCCUCCAGAAAGAGUCUACUAAACUUAAUGUUUCAUGUUUUUGAAGUGGCCUUCUUUUGAAGCCAAGUGACUGAUUUAUAUUAAAAAUAUAUUUGUUUCAAAGGAUGUCUGAAUAUUCCCAUUUUAUCAUUGGUCUACUACUUCCUAGAAAAAAAAAGGAAAACAAAAUAUUACUAUAAUGACGUUAAUUGUAUAAUGCUUACAUAAAGUACAACCAUUUUAGUAAGAUACCAUCAAACUUUUGAUUUCAAAAUAAAGCGUAAAAUAAAAUGUAGAAGUCAGUUUUAUUAAUAAUUUUUAUUUUAAAAUAUUGCACAGGUUUGUCCGGAGGGAAAGUUACAUAUCAUUCAGGCUGUAUAUUUACAAAAACUGAACCCCCCCACAGUACCCAAACCUAUGUUGUAACCCUCUGACCUCCCAGUUCUCCCGAAUCGAGUGUCAUCUCUUAAAAAGAUUUUUCCUUUUGUAAUGGACUAAUUAAGAAAACAAGUAAAUGAUAUGAUUCUGACAGUUGUGUGGGUGCUAUCAUAGUUAUUCAAACUGGUAUUUUGAUUUAAAUUUUUUGUCAUCUUGCCACAAACUGAUAAUUACACUGGAUUUCUUAUCCCAAUAUCCCACAAAUAAUUAGGAAUACAGAUAAAGCGUAAUCCAGUUCAUACCCAUACUGGGACAGAGAGGGUCAAAUACCUCAAUGUUAAAAUGACAUGGCAGAAAGAAGUUUUACUUUUACUUACUUAUGGUUGCCAUGACAACUCUUGUGUGUAGUAACUACUUGUUUACUGUGGUCACUCCUGACUUGUUAAAAUUAUUUGAACAAACUGAGGCACUUGAUUUUCCAUUUUUCCUUUACAAAAGUAAAAAGUGGCACCAACUGUCAUCAUCUGGAGUACUACCAAGAAAUCACAAAGGCCUAGACUCGCUGAGCCUUGGUGUCUGAAUUUAGGCUUUUAAGUUUUUAACAUGCUUCAUGAAGGCUGGUUUGAAUGCUAUCAGAGUUUGAUAACAGACAGUCUGAAAGAGUAUACAUGCACAGUCUACAGCUCUAGCUUAUAAGACUCAAACAAUAUUAAUACUGCAUGAACACUAAGAACAUUGCAUUUCCACUCAAAAAUUAAUUGAGAUUUCAUUUUGUGAUAAUUUCUGACUUCUUGGUUAUGAAACAGAACGCUUGUUACAUAGCUGUGGCUAAAUGGAAUAUAUUCUUUACAUUUCUCGUUAAAAAGACAAAGAAACCAAUGAUACAGUGUUAUUUUUCUAAUGUAUAAUGUUGAUACAAGAUACAAUUUGUAAAAGUGCUGGAAAUGAAAAUAAACAAGCCUGGAAUGAUCUAAGAUCAA
Lepisosteus oculatus (spotted gar) is the source of this 3267-nucleotide messenger RNA. The record is from RefSeq and is a predicted model, not a curated record. Lineage: Eukaryota; Metazoa; Chordata; Actinopteri; Semionotiformes; Lepisosteidae.